UUAGCUGUUUAAGUCUUUUUUGGUAAAAGUGCAAUGAUGAUCCACACUCAGCAGAACAGUAAUCUCAGCGGCGGGCAGCAGAACCCGCCCGGGUCGGACUCCCCUCUCAGCCGGGCGGCUCACAUCUCGGUUGCCGUUGCCCUUGGGUUCAUCCUGGUCCUGGGCAUCCUCGGCAACUUUCUGUUGCUCCUGGUUUUCUCUCGCUACCCUGGGCUGCGGACUCCAGCCAACCUGCUCCUGGUCAACAUCAGCGUCAGCGACAUGCUGGUCUGCCUCUUCGGGACUCCGCUCAGCUUCGCGGCCAGCGUGCGCGGCAGGUGGCUGACCGGGUCCUACGGGUGCCGGUGGUACGGCUUCUCCAACGCGCUCUUCGGAGUCGUUUCUCUGGUGUCUCUCUCUCUGCUGUCUUUUGAGCGGUACGCCAUGCUGCUCAGCGGCUCGCAGCUCAACUCCUCACAUUAUCGCAGAGCCAGACUCUCCAUAGCGUUUUCCUGGCUCUACUCACUGGCCUGGACUUUACCGCCACUGCUGGGCUGGAGCAGUUACGGGCCAGAGGGUCCCGGCACCAUCUGCUCGGUCCAGUGGCGGCGCCGCUCCGUCACUGCUCGUUCCUACAUCAUCUGCUUGUUCAUCUUCUGCCUCCUCCUGCCUCUGCUGCUCAUGUUCUUCUGCUACGGCCGGAUCUUGCUGGCGGUCCGAGGCGUGACGAGACAGGCAGCUGGUAUCAACAAGUCGCAGGCCGAAGGUCGGAUCCUCCUGAUGGUGGUCGCCAUGGUGACAGCCUACCUGCUGUGCUGGAUUCCAUACGGCGUUGUGGCAAUGGUUGCCUCGUUCGGAUGGCCAGGAGCGGUGCCGCCUGCAGCCGCUUUGAUUCCCGCCCUGCUGGCGAAGACCAGCACCGUUCUCAAUCCGGUCAUAUGUGUGCUGCUCAACAACCAGUUCUCCAGAUGUUUCCUCGACAUGAUCAGCUGCAGGUCAGAGGAUUCUUCAGCCAACGUAUCGAGCAGCAGAAGCAUCUGGGCUCAGAACAUGCCAACAGAAGAGCCAAACAUGGACCCUGCUUUGCUCCCAUCCACAGACCAUAAUAUUCAGCUACCUGUGCAGGUCUAAAUGGAUCACAGUGAAAUGUAACAGCAUAAAGAAGCUAUUUCUGAUGAGCUUUCUGCCACUUAUUUUUCUUAAUCUAGAAGUCAGAGGUGCUGUGUUGUUAAAGCACCACAAGAG
This is a messenger RNA of Gambusia affinis (western mosquitofish), 1224 nucleotides long. RefSeq names its product pinopsin-like. The record is from RefSeq and is a predicted model, not a curated record. Gene Ontology annotation, molecular function: G protein-coupled receptor activity. Gene Ontology annotation, cellular component: membrane; photoreceptor outer segment. Lineage: Eukaryota; Metazoa; Chordata; Actinopteri; Cyprinodontiformes; Poeciliidae. The transcript has 5 exons. Bases 34 to 1110 code for a protein of 358 amino acids. Gene Ontology annotation, biological process: G protein-coupled receptor signaling pathway; visual perception.